Molecule: messenger RNA, 1083 nt
Organism: Aphanomyces astaci
Lineage: Eukaryota; Oomycota; Saprolegniomycetes; Saprolegniales; Verrucalvaceae
Exons: 1
Coding region: 1-1083 (360 amino acids)
Source: RefSeq, a predicted model, not a curated record
AUGGACGCUCGUAGCCCGCCGCCCCACGCCAAGGAAAUCAUCGCCUCGUGCCUUGCCUCCUACCGUGCUCUCCUCGACCGCGUCGACGCCAAGAUCAAGGCCGUCGCUCGCCUCGAACAACGACCGCCCGCCUCCAUCCAAACCAAGAUGGACCUCCGACUGUCGUCUGCCCUGCUCGCCGCGUCCCCCGAUGUAGCCGCCGGGCUGCAAGCCCAAUUUGCCGCCGGUCUCGCCCAACGCUCCGCCGACCUCCACGCAAUUGUGCUGCACGCCGCCCAGGCCGAACUCCAGCAGCUCCGCGCUGCCACGAACGCCUGCGUGCCCAACGCCGUCGCCGAACUCAAGACCUACUUCGAGACGUGUUCCGCAGCGGCCUCCAACGUCACUGUUCCCCAUAGCGUGCCCCACCCACCGCCCGCUGGCGCCAACCCCCCCGAUCCCAACGGACCCGUCCAACCACACGGUCCCGCCGAUCCCAUGGGGCCCGCCGAUUCCUCGCCCCCCCACCAAGCACGAGCUGCCCACACGGAUAGUCUCCGUGUGUUGUGCGCCGGAGGGCUGGAUAUCAAUUUAAUAUUUUACAAUGACUAUGUCUUGUCUGUUGAAUUCCUGAACUCCGCUUGCACCAAGCUCCACUACCAACGCCUCCUGGCAGCCACCGCCGCCGAAGCGAAAGCCGCCAAGAAAGCCGCCGCGAAAACCGCCGCCGAAGCCAUGGAAGUCGACCUCCCAAAUGACCUCCUCGUGGCCCAGCUCGUGAAGCGUGAGAUCGGGAAAUCAACGGCGGUGUUGCGCAAGGAGCUUAACCAACUUCGUGCGAGUUUAAAAGCCGCCACCAGUCGCCCAGGGGGCCCGACUGGUAUGAACAACAAGACGUCAAGCCCCCCCCCACCACGAGGUGGCGAAAAUCCCCGCGGUGGUCCCGCAGGGUCAAAGUACAACAAGAACAAGAACGGGAACGACAACGGACGCGCCGCCAAGCCCGCCGCAGCCGCCAAGGACUCCCCAAGCAAGCCCAAGAAAGCCCGGAAGAUCAUGCAAACCGCCAAGAAGCCCAAGUCCUCCAAGAAGACCUCCGCGUAG